AUGGUUGAAGGCCACGGUCACCUGCAUGACGGCAUCCUCACUGUUCUCGUCGUGCGCGCCGAAGAGCAUCACCUGAGAUCCGGUUCUUCGGACGAUUAAGAGGGUUUUCUGAUUUUUAUAGAGAAGAGAAGCUAUGGGGAAAUAUGGUCGCUGGUCUCUUCUAUUGAGCACUCUUGCUUCCAAGUUUCCAUUCGUCGGAAGAACUUUUAGAGAGAGAGAGGGAGGGAGAGAUGAUGGGAACCUCGUUGUGAUGGGUAAAAUGAUUGUUGGAGAUGGUGAUGGCGGUGGAUGCGUUGAUGGCAUCGAUGAGGCCGUCCAUGCAGUUGGACAUGGAGACGUGGUCGAUCCAGAUGUUGGAGGAGCCGAAGAUGGAGAUGCCGUCGCCGUCGCUCCUGGUCCGUAGGCCGUAG
This is a messenger RNA of Spirodela intermedia, 410 nucleotides long. The record is from the annotation of a GenBank genome assembly. NCBI's taxonomy places the organism in Eukaryota, Viridiplantae, Streptophyta, Magnoliopsida, Alismatales, Araceae.